Messenger RNA from Coregonus sp. 'balchen', 13591 nucleotides. Lineage: Eukaryota; Metazoa; Chordata; Actinopteri; Salmoniformes; Salmonidae. The record is from the annotation of a GenBank genome assembly.
GUUUUAUGUCUGCGUCACAACAAGUCGGUCGAGAAAGAGGCAGGGAUGAUGGCGUCUCUCGCGGGUUGAUUCUCGUGCUGCUCUGACAAACACGCUUAAUAGCAUCAAUAGGUGGAGAAAAGACAGCAAAGGCACGGGAACAUGACGAAACGACGUCGCGGAGGACAGACAGAGAGAGACUGACGGACCGACGCUGUCUCACUGACUGCUUGACUGACAUACGCGCUUGGCACAGACACAUACAUGCACAUCCACUUUGGCACACACGUAGGCUUCACAUCCAACCGGGCACUAAUUGAGACGAGAGGAAAACAGAAGAGAUAAAAUAUUUCAUGUCAAGCCCGCACAGGAAUCGCUGUGACCCCAACGGAGAGGAGUUCGACUUGACAGGUAGCUAUGGCUCUCUGUUCAUCCAACUACACUGUCUAUGUUAAUUGUUAUUGAUCUGAAAAUGCUAUUAUGUAUCAUGUGUCUCUUUGACUUGAGUGUCUGCACUGGAACAAACGCUGGAUGUGCAGAGAUGAUGUCCAUAAGCUACAGUGAUUCCUUUCUAUUCAAGUUUGUAGUUUUAGAUUUUCAAAGAGGAUACAACACACAAGUGCAUGAUAAAGCAAAGUAUAGAGGCGUACAGUGGUGUUACAAUCAAACUACAGUGCAGUCAUCAUGCAGUGGUGUAUGCAUUUGCUCACAUGUGUGGUGUCAUAAUGGUUUGUCCUGCUCUGUGCAUGGGCACUUACCCUCAUCAUUACAUCUGCUGGAUUCUGACUGUGGCUAUGCUGGGUUUGUGAGAAUGUAACCCCUUAUCCACUCCAGCCCAGUGCCUAUGGAACGAUAAGGCCAUAAACCUCUGUCGUCAAUGGCAGCAAAGUAUAAAUCGGAUUUCCAUUUCACAUGAGCCCCCUCCUCUCCCUCUCCCCCUUCUCUCUCUAUCUCUCUCACUCCUCUUCAGGAUGGGGGGAGUAAGUGAAGGGGAUGAUGUGUUAGCUCGAUGGAGUGAUGGACUACUGUACCUUGGCAAUGUGAAAAGAGUAAGUGUGUGUGUGUGUGUGCGCGCGUGCGUGCGUGAGUGCAUUUUAAAAGUAUUCUAUUUAGGUUUGAGUGAACAAUCCCACUCUCUUUCCAUCCCUCUCCUCAGGUAGAUGGAGUCAAGCAGUGUUGUCUGGUGAGAUUUGAGGACAACUCAGAAUUCUGGGUUCUAAGAAAAGACAUUCACUCUUGUAAGACUUACAACUUACACUUGUUUUUCUCAGUUAACACAAAUAAUUUAACAGAGGGUUUUUGGGCACUGCGGAAUUACGUUUGAAUCAAAAGUAUUAUCCCCUAAAAUUAGGAUUAAAAUAUUUAAUACAUAUCUACCCUUUCUAUUGCUAGGGGACUAAUUGAGGGUGCUCCAACUAUUAUCAUAUUUUAAUCAUCUUUAUUUUUUACCUUACCUUGAUUUACCUCAGGGAGUUUACAGAAAUUAAUAAAACGUUUUUAGAUUUUUCUCUCUCAGCUUUGAAAAGUUUGUUCUUAAUUUUAUGCUCUCUCUCCAUUCUGAUCCAUUGUAGUUCAAAAGAAUGUUGCGCAAUUAAGGUCUCUAGUCAAGGUUGAAAUACAACAUUCCCUGGAAAUGUUGGCAAUUCUGAUGGGGGACUUUUAGGUGUAAUUGGUGUAUUAGAGUGUAUUUAUGAAUUUAUUAGUGUAAUGACUCCAUAGGGAAAUGGCGCCCCCACGUAGUUUGUGUAAAGUGAAGGGAAGCACAGCCAAAUAUCCACAUGUCAAAAGGAGUGAAUUCUGAAAGGGUGCGGGGAGACAUUGAAAUCAAUGAACUGGCAAGGAAAUGAAUCAAUAUACAUAAAUUAACACUGUUGAGUGAUCACUCACUUUCUUCCCCUCUCUCUCUGUUACUCACUCCUUUUCUCUCUUGCUUCAGUCUCAGUUGGAGUGGAAGAAGUUUGCUGUAUCUGUGAUGCCCCGCCUCUUAAAGAACCUCUCAUCAAUUGUCUUAAAUGUCGUCACGGUAAGAAAACACAGCAUGUUAUGUACUAUUCAUAGAGGUUUUUUCAAAUAAUAAUUUAUGACAGAUAUUUUUAAGAAAGAAAAAAACAAUGACAUCUAUUUUUUUCUUCAGUUUUCUACCAGAUAAUAUACACUGACUGUACAAAACAUUAGGAACACCUUCCUAAUAUUGAGUUGCACCCCUUUUGCCCUCAGAACAGCCUCAAUUCGUCAGUGCAUGGACUCUACAAGGUGUCGAAAGCGUCCCACGUGGAUGCUGGCCCAUGUUGACUCCAAUGCUUCCCAGAGUUGUAUCAAGUUGGCUGGAUGUCCUUUGGGUGGUGGACCAUUCUUGAUACACACGGGAAACUGUUGAGCGUGAAAAACCCAGCAGCGUUGCAGUUCCUAAUGUUUUGUACACUUCAGUGUAUAAUAUUUCAUGAAAAGAGGCAAGGAAAAGGCCUCCAUCAGUAACAUAUCCUCAGUAUGUGAAUUACAGUAAACACUCUCUCCAUUCCAUAACAGGUUAUCAUCCUGAGUGCCACACUCCGUCCAUUGAGCCGGAAGCUGACAGCAAUUCUUGGAUAUGUCGGCAAUGUGUUUUUGCAGUGGCAACCAAGGUUAGACUGCUAAUCUUUCUGUUUCACGCGCUGCCUCUUGGCUCAGGGAAAAUAUCCAGUUCAGACUUGUAAAUGUUUUUAUCUAUUCGGAGGAAGCAAUUUCAAUACCAGUGUUGUGUUAAACAGUGUUGUCUAUGGUCAAUGGAUAUAUCUGAAGGAAACCACAGAAAUGUUACAACUCUGUAUUAUUGACCAUAGGGAUUAGAUACUCCUCUAUGUUUUGCCUGGACAUCUGACCAGUUAGUCAAUGCAUAUUUUUUUCAAGAUUAUACUGUAUUAUAGUCAUUAUGGUCAGUAAUUCAUGUAUGCUCCAAUUCUGUACUGUAGGUGUUAGAUGAGGGAGCACUGUGGUUAAUGGCUAAUUGUUCAUCGGUCAAUGUCCAUAUCUCAUUGACCUGACUUUUCUCAAGAUAUUAUCUCACUCAGCUGAGCUACAAUAAAAUGAGAUGAAUUGCUUUUUCUGGUUAGUUCCCAUCAAAUGUCAUCUAUCUUGAAUGUACUGACAUGACAGUGAGUGGAGAGGUCGCUGUAGUGAAUCGAUUUGUCAAAAUUGUCUUUCAGAGAGGGGGAGCCAUCAAACGAGGACGGUUUGCCCGGCUCAUGCAAAUCAUGAAACUUCGGCUGCCCUAUCAGCUGUCAUCUUUAGACUGGGACCCACAGCAUCUGACCAACCAGCAGCAGUGCUACUGCUACUGUGCCGGACCUGGAGAGUGAGUGACACUUUAUAGCUUCUAACAGAGUGGAUAAAUUAUGUUAUAACAUUUUAUAAUUAGUGUUUAGCACAUGUAUUGUUCAAUAAGCUAUACUAUUCCUUUUCCUUACCAACAAAAACAAAUUGAAUAUUCAUAUUGGAACCCUUAUGUCCUUUUCACCAUUGUAUAGCUCUACUGUCAAGACAUACAGUGGGGAAAAAAGUAUAUAGUCAGCCACCAAUUGUGCAAGUUCUCCCACUUAAAAAUAUGAGAGAGGCCUGUAAUUUUCAUCAUAGGUACACGUCAACUAUGACAGACAAAAUGAGGGGAAAAAAUCCAGAAAAUCACAUUGUAGGAUUUUUAAUGAAUUUAUUUGCAAAUUAUGGUGGAAAAUAAGUAUUUGGUCACCUACAAACAAGCAAGAUUUCUGGCUCUCACAGACCUGUAACUACUUCUUUAAGAGGCUCCUCUGUCCUCCACUCGUUACCUGUAUUAAUGGCACCUGUUUGAACUUGUUAUCAGAAUAAAAGACACCUGUCCACAACCUCAAACAGUCACACUCCAAACUCCACUAUGGCCAAGACCAAAGAGCUGUCAAAGGACACCAGAAACAAAAUUGUAGACCUGCACCAGGCUGGGAAGACUGAAUCUGCAAUAGGUAAGCAUCUUGGUUUGAAGAAAUCAACUGUGGGAGCAAUUAUUAGGAAAUGGAAGACAUACAAGACCCCUGAUAAUCUCCCUCGAUCUGGGGCUCCACGCAAGAUCUCACCCCGUGGGGUCAAAAUGAUCACAAGAACGGUGAGCAAAAAUCCCAGAACCACACGGGGGGACCUAGUGAAUGACCUGCAGAGAGCUGGGACCAAAGUAACAAAGCCUACCAUCAGUAACACACUACGCCGCCAGGGACUCAAAUCCUGCAGUGCCAGAUGUGUCCCCCUGCUUAAGCCAGUACAUGUCCAGGCCCAUCUGAAGUUUGCUAGAGUGCAUUUGGAUGAUCCAGAAGAGGAUUGGGAGAAUGUCAUAUGGUCAGAUGAAACCAAAAUAUAACUUUUUGGUAAAAACUAAACUCGUCGUGUUUGGAGGACAAAGAAUGCUGAGUUGCAUCCAAAGAACACCAUACCUACUGUGAAGCAUGGGGGUGGAAACAUCAUGCUUUGGGGCUGUUUUUCUGCAAAGGGACCAGGACGACUGAUCCGUGUAAAGGAAAGAAUGAAUGGGGCCAUGUAUCGUGAGAUUUUGAGUGAAAACCUCCUUCCAUCAGCAAGGGCAUUGAAGAUGAAACGUGGCUGGGUCUUUCAGCAUGACAAUGAUCCCAAACACACCGCCCGGGCAACGAAGGAGUGGCUUCGUAAGAAGCAUUUCAAGGUCCUGGAGUGGCCUAGCCAGUCUCUAGAUCUCAACCCCAUAGAAAAUCUUCGGAGGGAGUUGAAAGUCUGUGUUGCCCAGCGACAGCCCCAAAACAUCACUGCUCUAGAGGAGAUCUGCAUGGAGGAAUGGGCCAAAAUACCAGCAACAGUGUGUGAAAACCUUGUGAAGACUUACAGAAAACGUUUGACCUGUGUCAUUGCCAACAAAGGGUAUAUAACAAAGUAUUGAGAAACUUUUGUUAUUGACCAAAUACUUAUUUUCCACCAUAAUUUGCAAAUAAAUUCAUUAAAAAUCCUACAAUGUGAUUUUCUGGAUUUUUUCCCCCUCAUUUUGUCUGUCAUAGUUGACGUGUACCUAUGAUGAAAAUUACAGGCCUCUCUCAUCUUUUUAAGUGGGAGAACUUGCACAAUUGGUGGCUGACUAAAUACUUUUUUUCCCCACUGUAAUGUGUUUUUCAGUUGAGUAUUGCAGCCUCUUUGAAAAAUACAUAAUAUACUCUUGUCAGUUGGCCACCAGAUGUUAGAUAUGUUUUAGGCCAUUGGGGAGUGUGGUUAAUGUUUCUAUUUUCCAACUGCAGGUGGAACUUGAAAAUGUUGCAGUGUGGAAGUUGUGGUCAGUGGUUUCAUGAAGCUUGCACACAGUGUCUGACCAAGCCGUUGUUAUAUGGAGACAGGUGAGACAGAGUAUUGUUAUCUAUAACCUUGUACUGUUUCUUUGAAUUACCAUUGUCAGAUAGGUUAAUAAACCAUAACAGAUAGGUUAUUAAACUGGCAGUGGUAGGGCUAAUGCUGUUAGUGUUAAUUCCUAAUAGCAGCGCAGUUGUUAUUCUGCCUCUCUGGUGUCCAAUGUAAUGUGGUAGAGGUAAAAAUGAAUUCAAAUGAGUCCAGUCCACUACAUUAUUAUUGUCAGAUUAACCAUCUGUAUUAUCCUACUGGUUUAAUGCCCAUGAUAUACUAUUACUCAUUGUUUCUGCAUAGGAAAAUAAUGUUUGAGAUUGAUGGUGAGGUAGAAUGUGGUGGGUUGUUACAUCUGACAAACAGGUGAUGGAAACUGGGAAGAAUUGGCUGACAGUAGCAACCAUGUGCUGUGUUAUGUUUCCAUUGACUUUUAUAUCUAGUCAAUCACAGACAAAAAUAGAAUAAUAGGUUUUCUAUUUCUUUCUGAAAGGUUUUAUGAGUUCCAGUGCUCAGUCUGUGCAAGUGGACCAGAGACAAUUCAACGGCUACCCAUGAGCUGGUAAGGCUAUACAGUAUCUGCUAAGAGAAGAAUACAUCAUUUUAACUGCAGGGAAUAUCACAAUAACACACUCUUGAAAACCAGUUUCUUAUGACAGGUUUAUUGAGUCGUGUGGGUUACAAUAUGUUAAUUCCUCUUACUCAAUAAUGUAAUGAAAAGCUUUGUGAUGUGACUAAUUAUGAACUAACUACGUCUUUUCCUGGUGUAUUUGUUGUAAAUACAGGGUAGAUUUGGCCCAUUUGGUGCUCUACCACCUCUCCUUGUGCUGCAAGAGGAAAUACUUUGAUUUCGACCAUGAAAUCAUGUCGUUUGCCAAUGAGAAUUGGGACUCUUUGCUUCUAGGCUCGGUAUAAAUAUUUCCUCACAUACGUGCUAUGAUGAAAUGAUGUGAAAGUGUUAGCUAGAGUCAUUGGUUAGCAGUCAUGUGGUAAUUAUAUGCACUUGUCAUUGUUAUUUAGCACAUUUUAAAUGGUAAAUAUCAUUUGUAGUUUAUUGUGGCUCUCAGGUACUGCUGUUGCAUUUAAAUCAGUCAUACCCUUUUUUUAAUGAACUGUUCACAAAUCACAUUAGUAACUAACUACAUUAUCCAUGGAAAUGUUUAUCUUUCGCCAAUGAAUGUCAAUGUGUCUCUAAAUGUGUUAACAUUUGUUUCAGGCCACCAUCCAGUGUUAAUAAAACUCUUGAUUUUCAUUCCUCUCUGUCCCCCAGCUCUCUGACACACCAAGACAAGAUCGCUGUCACAAUCUGCUCAACGCUUUGAACUCCAACAAAGACAGGUGAGAGUUCGCAUAUGAUGCGAAGAAUAAACAGAAGCCACAGCUAUGCAUGACCAGAUUUAUGAUAGCGUUGCUUCUGGAAUUGGACAUAAGGGUAAAGAAAAUACAGUUAGUUCAUUGUUUCUUAAUUUUGAUAUGAUCAGUAGAUAAUAAUAAGAAAACACAGACAAUAAUGAUAACUUGUUUUAAAAAAAAUGACUUUACAAAGUUGUUGUCUACAAGUUUUGAAAGUUGUCCUUUUCUUUGUGAUGUCAUCCAGGUUUGUCUCUGGUAAAGAGAUCAAGAAGAAGAAGUGUCUUUUUGGGCUCCAGGUCCGAGCUCCGCCUCCCCUGACCUCUGAUUCGUCCCCCCUCAUCACUGACCCGCCCAUCAACAUCACCCAACGGAGAAGGUCAGAGUAAGGACAACUUCUGUGAUUUUUAUUCUCUGAUCAUCACAAACACAAACCUCCUUAUAUGGAUACAUUCAUUCUAGUAAUUAAUUACACAUUUACAAUAGUGAAAAAGAGUGGCACCUUGUAGACGGUGGUCUUUCCAGCUGAAUAGGAACAACUGUUCCUAACUAAACAAGCACCUGUGUGCCUCAUUAAAUCAUUAUGGGAAGGACACACUUAUUUCACUCUGGUGAAUAUAUUUAUAACUAAUAUUUUGAUCAAUAAAUACAUAAUCUAUAGUGUGUGUGUGCAUACAUGCGUGUACAUGUGCAUGUGGACAUUGAUUAUCUUGCUAAACAUUCUCAACACCAUCUUCUCUUUCAUUCUCUAUAGGCUUAAAAGAACAAACACCACAUUUAUACCCUGACAUAGUUUUCUAAGUAAAAACAUUGCACCACUCCUCAAGUUAUUGACUGUGUCUCUGUGUUGUUGUGUGGAGCAGCCCAUUGUCACUGCCCUGCCAGAGGAGAGCGGUGGGGCCAGAGUCACGCAAAUCAAAGCGGCGCAUCAUGGAGACACAGGUCAGUGCUUCUGUCUCGAACCAGGCAUCAAGGGAGAGAUCAGCCAUCAGCCGCCCCCUCACUGCGUAGCAAAGAGCUGCCUGGCAAUGGAAUGACUUGUCAGUCACAAUCAGUCAGUGUGUGGAGAAAAGGUUCUCAUUUUAGCCAGUGUUGUUGUCUGUUUACAUAUUCUUCAACGCCUAGCCCAGCCUACCCAUCAUACACUAUUGAAUUGAAGCUGGUUUACCGUUUAUGACUCGAUCGAGUAUGACAACAUGUUAUGGUCACGGGUUUAGAAAUAUAUUUUUGACUAUGAAUAGAAAAUACACAUCCUUUUAUACUACUGAUCAGGCUGGCUCCCUUAUCCUGAGACAAUAAAUGUUAUGGAACGGUCGUAUUUCAGCGAGCAGCACUUCCAGCAGACUGUUGUAUCCUGAGCGGACAUUAAUCAUCCUCCAUCUUGGGGCAGGUUGGUUAUCACAGGGAAAGUGCGAGGGGAAGGUACGCUGAUAUGCGGCGUCUGGGAGCGCUUCCAAGUGCACUUUGCAGUCGAUUACAGUUUGGCCAGGUGGCGCUGGCACUUUGACAGUGCAGUAUUGACAGAGCACCUCGAUUUAAAGGGACAGCGUGCUAGUAAGGGGAGGGAAUAAUGCUAGCAUACCACUACUGUAAUUACUGUAUAUGUUGUGGGUCACAGUCCAGCAUUGGAGGGUGAUAGAGCUGAGGGUGUGCUGAGAACUGAGGAAGCAAAGGAUAUAUGGGAUAGAUUACUGAUGUUUUGUUGUUAAGGGAAGCAAGCUCACACUGUAAGAAACGCUACCUCAGUCUCCACAAUAUGAAUCUACUUAUCAUAGUCAGUGGACACCGCUUCAAAUUAAUGGAUUUGGCUAUUUGAGCCACACCCGUUGCUGACAGGUGUAUAAAACCGAGCACACAGCCAUGCAAUCUCCAUAGACAAACAUUGGCAGUAGAAUGACCUUACCGGCCGAGCAGCCGCACACAAGCCUAAGAUCACCAUGUGCAAUGCCAAGCGUCAGAUGGAGUGGUGUAAAGCUCACCGCCAUUGGACUCUGGAACAGUGGAAAAGCAUUCUCUGGAGUUAUGAAUCACGCUUCACCAUCUGGCUGUCCGACGGACAAAUCUGGGUUUGGCGGAUGCCAGGAGAACGCUACCUGCCCGAAUGCAUAGUGCCGACUGUAAAGUUUGGUGGAGGAGGAAUAAUGGUCUGGGGCUGUUUUUCAUGGUUCGGGCAAGGCCCCUUAUUUCCAGUGAAGGGAAAUCUUAACGCUACAGCAUACAAUUACAUUCUAGAUGAUUCUGUGCUUCCAACUUUGUGGCAACAGUUUGGGCAAGGCCCUUUCCUGUAAUGCAGGUUUAAAGCUGUCACGUGAAAAUAAUUAUUUCCUUUUGGAAAGACUAGCCCUCUGUACUAACAAAGUUCAAGCGUUUGCAAUUACAUUACAUUUUUUAAAUGAUAUUUAUCAAAUGAUACUGUAUGUUAGUAGACCUGGGUUUUUAUUUAGAUGUAUUCACAAGCAGUAUGGAUUAUUCUACAAAGGUAGCAUUAAAGGACAUGAACUGAAGUAUCGUGUCUAAUGUGUGAUUGGAUCGACUGAUUUGACGUCAAAACACUAGCUAAUCAGUGUUUCUCCUGUGUCCAGCCUUGUCUGCCCCCGGUCCCAGCCACCCCAAUAGAUCUGGUGCCAUGUUGCCAUGGCUACGUAGGUGGGACUAACCUCUACAACUCCAGGAAGUCGGAAGAGGAGCUGAAUUUGGGGUUGGUACUGUUAUUGUAUUGGUUACACUUGACAUAAUGUAUAACAAGUAAUAAUGCAUUAUACUGCAUUUACAGAGUGUUACCGUUUGUUUUACAUUACAUCCUCAGUGAUUUAGGCUACCCUUAUUAGGCAAUAUGUGGGUGUGGAAAUGCAUGCAUGCAUUGUUGCUUUUUGUCACCGUUUUUUUUUAUCCCUGGUCUUUCCAUAGCUCUCCACCUAAGAGGAUGUUUGCCCUGUAUCACCCAACCUAUAACGGAGCCCCAGCCAUCUCUAGAACCCUGCAUCACUAUAGGUCAGUAUUAACCACAGCUCCUCUUGCUGUCCGGGGACUACCCUCAAUCUAGACAUCUAGAGAGGAAACCAUAGCUGUGCCUGGAUGACAACGGCAAAAAGUAUGAAUCGUGAAAUAUUAAUCUCUCUCUCUCUCUCUCUCUCUCUCUCUCUCUCUCUCUCUCUCUCUCUUGCUCUCUCUCUCUCUUGCUCUCUCUCGCUCGCUUGCUCGCUCUUGCUCUCUUUAGUGCGGAAGACCCUUGUCGAGUGCCGCCCCCUUGCCUCCCCUUCUCCCUGUCAUCGUCCCACCAUCACCACCACCACCACAACAACCACCACCAGCACCAGCCUGGCCAGAAGUUAGAUCCCUGCCCCUCCCUCCUGCUGCGUGACGUCCCUUCCUAUCCGGGUGGCGUGGGGGGAGGGGGCGGGGGGGAUGGGUCAGCUGCCAGGGGCUGGGGGGGCGGGGACGGGGUGAGGAUUUUGGCGAGGCGAGUAACACCAGACGGGAAGGUCCAGUACCUCGUGGAGUGGGGGAACGUGAGCGUGUACUGAGAGAGAGAGAGAGAGAGAGAGAGAGAGAGAGAGAGAGAGAGAGAGAGAGAGAGAGAGAGAGAGAGAGAGAGAGAGAGAGAGAGAGAGAGAGAGAGAGAGAGAGAGAGAGAGAGAGAGAGAGAGAGAGAGAGAGAGAGAGAGAGAGGAGGGGGGAGGAUCAAAACACCAGAGUGCUUGGCAGCAAAGAGGGGAGAUUGGAGAGGGCUUGAGAGAGAGAAAAAUAGAUACAGAUACAAUGACUGUUGUGCAGGUGCCACAGAAAUGUGUGGCAACAUCAAGUACAAGCAAAACAAAAAAGACAAAUCCAGGUUGCUCAAACGAUAUCGCCUCCAUUCUAUAUCAUCACACUACGUGUUACUAUAUCUCCCUCUUUGCUAGUGUUUCCCCUAUAUUUGUACUGUAUACCUUUGGAAUAUGCCUUUGCAUUUAUCAUGUUUACGUUUGAAGAUUGUAUAUACAGUAUUUGAUUAUAGGCAAUUUGUUACGUUACCUUUUGUCAUACUUGAUUUACAUGAUAGUAUGUAAUAGAAAUAUAUUAGUAGGAGCCACAAGAGGGCUUUUGUUUUUAUAGUUAGAUUUAUAUAUUCACAAUAUAUUAUUGAAUGAUUUGAUUUGAUGAUGUGGUUGCAUAGUGCCUAUCUGGAUUGUGCAUCUGCAGAUUGAGAAGUUUACCUGAAUCAAGGGAUCAGGUGAUUGAAAUGUCUGACAUAUAUGAUAACUAUUCUAUAAGGUUUUCUUCCUCAUCCACCAAUUGCAAUUGAAGAGUCACAACAAUAUUGUGUAGGCUUUCACACACAGAAUUAGUGUAAAAUACAUUCCAAACAAAUAUCAAAACAUCUCUUCCAGAUUAGUGAUCAAAAUCUUUGAUCAGAUAGCCAUGGAAAAUGGUUGCUCGUUGAGACAGAUUUGUCUGUCAAUAUAUGUUGAGGGGUGUUUUACAUUCUUUUUGGGAAGACAAGUCAACAUACUAUGGUAUUAUGUGCAGGUGAAACUAUUUGUACUGUUUUCCAUUUUCAGGUCAUAGACAGAGGAGUCAGCUCCUAUCUUCCAGGUUACACUGAGGAUGAGAGAUAGUGUUAACUCUGGCCCACUUCCAAGCUGAUACCUAAGCCCUAGUCUGGACACUAGAUCUGACAAGAUUGGAUAGAUAUGAGCAAUAUGGCUUAAGUUUCAUCCGGCCUAUCAGAGGGCAAGGUGGAGCUUUCAUCAUAUUUCUCUAAUAUCCAAUCCUUUCAGAUGUACCCAAAUGUCUAAGGGGUUAGGGCUAUGGGUGUUUGAUUUGGAAUUGGGCCCCAGAGAUCAUAGUGGAACAGGAGGUUGUGUAUAGAACUCUAGAAUAUCAUAGUGCAAGGUUCAGAGUUUAUAUUUAUACAGAUCUUUAUUUCUGUCUUUUGUGGGAUACAACACAGAUAAGAGUAAAUGUGUGAGUUUUAUCCCCCAGAAGACAGAUUGUGUUACAGGUGUAGUUACAGUAAAUACCUAGAUAAAACAAUAGGCAGUUAAUACUGUUAUAAUCAUGUCAACAGAAAACAUUUUCAGUCAUUUUUUUAAAAACCACAACAAAGUGUCGCCCAUUCCCCAGAUUGAAUGAUGUGAACUAUGCCAUCUGUUACUUAAGCAAUAAGGCCCGAGCGGGUGUGGUAUAUGGAAAAUAUACCACGGCUAAGGGCUGUUCUUACGCACAACCAAACGCUGAGUGCCUGGAUACAGCCCAUAGACGUUGUAUAUUGGCCAUAUACCACAAACCCCAGAGGUGCCUUUUUUGCUAUUAUAAAGUGGUUACCAAUGUAAUUAGAACAGCAAACAAGUAAUUUUGUGUCAUACCCGUAGUAUACGGUCUGAUAUACGACAUCUUUCAGCCAAUCAGCAUUCAGGGCUCGAAUGACCAGGUUUAUAAUAGUGGAUAGAUGAUUGCUCAGCCUGGUCUCAUAGACUAGACGUAACCUAACCCUAACCUUAACCCAGUAACCUAACUUCUAACCCUGACCUUAACCCCUAACCCCUAGCGUAGUUAAAGUUAGCCUCCUAGCUAACUUUAGCAUUAGCCACCUAGAUAAAGUUAGCCACAACAAGUUGGAAUGCGUAACAUAUCAUAUGUUUUGCAAAUUCGUAACAUAUUGUAUAAAUUGCAAUUCGUAACAUAUCAUGCGAAUUGUAAUUCAUAACAUAUGAUACGAAAUGGAUGAUGGACAUCCACAAAUGAAUACAUAUCAUACUAAUUGGAGUGUCACGGAUUUACAUUUACUAUGUUACGUCUACCCCUGAGUCCAGGUUGGAUUGCUAAGGGUUUGGCAUAUUUCUAAACAGCAGUGCAGGUCAAAUGCACCUCCCAACUCAGUCCUUCCCAUCCCAGUUUAGGAUUUAGAUAAUACUCAGUGAAUUUGGCUGUAGUUGAAUAGGAAGAGGUCUCUGGAACCAUCAGUUCGAUGGUAAUGAAUGUAUCUGUAUGUUUUCUAUGGUAAAUUAUGUCUAUAGACCCGUCAAGUGUUCGUUACUGUAGGUUAUAGAUGGAACUAUACAAAAUUACUUCAAAGGACUGGGGUGAAUCUGAUUUUGAGUUGAGGAACAAGAAGCUAAGAGAGUCUCUAUAGUCUUCUCUUUUUUUAUUUGUAGUCAAGUCCAAGUUUGAUUUGAUGUAUUUUUGGACUUUUGGUCAAAUUACGUUUAUACAUGUAUAACCUACGCUGACACAGCUAAUGUAAAAUUUUAAAAAUUAAAAGUUGCCCUUCACAUCUUACCAAUGUGCUUUGAGUGUUUUCUGUCCAUUUCUUGUUUAACUUAAAAUGUGUAUAGGCCUAUUUGUAUUUACAGUAGGCCAGCCAAUAAUAAUAAAUGUUGAAUUGCCCUUCAGGGACAAUGAAGUUAUAUUCUAUUAUUUUCUAUUCUAUUCCAUUUUAUUCUAUUGGUAUAGCAAUAGACUCUACGCACCCCAUUCACAUGCAGGUAUUAUGUGAUGAAUCAAUGGCCCUUCUGCCAGGUAAACAGACUAGCUAGUCCUUAUGGCUCUGUUGCCAAGAAUCUCUUUGCCAUGGCAUGUCAAGAGCAGUUGAUUCAUUGCAGUGACAUUUCAGAUAGCCUAGUGAAUCUUAGAGGGCUAUGAUGAUGCAUACUGCAGUAACUGUACGUUAUCCUGUAUAGAUGGUGUCAUUAUAAUUAGCAGAUCACUAUUGGCCUAUACAUAGGUUGGUUAGGUCGAAAUGUAUAUUCACCAUGAAAGCUUUGGAUGUAAUUCAGUAUAAUGCAUGUACUUACUUACAUUUCCCACUAGGAGGAGGUGUAAAGGAAAGAUUAAAGUGCAUUACCGUUCAGUCUCCAACUGCAGCUGCAAGAGCCAACCGCCAGGUGGUAGCCAUAAUCUAAAUUUGACACGCUACUGUGCAGGC